Molecule: messenger RNA, 800 nt
Organism: Alternaria alternata
Lineage: Eukaryota; Fungi; Ascomycota; Dothideomycetes; Pleosporales; Pleosporaceae
Product: acetyltransferase
Exons: 1
Coding region: 1-516 (171 amino acids)
Molecular function (GO): N-acetyltransferase activity
Source: RefSeq, a predicted model, not a curated record
AUGCCGCAUCUCUCCGGUAGCCGACAAAUAACUCCGCCAUGGACGAUCCAACCAGUCCCACCUCAGGCAGUCAACGAAAUUAUUAAGUUCAUCAAUGAAGCUCGCAAGGUCAUGUUUUCCGGUCGUUCGUUACCACCAGACACUACAUCCCUAUUCAGUGACGGUAGCUGCUUUCUCGAAGCGCGCGACGGCAAGGAUUUGAUAGCCGUUAUAGGCUACGUACGCUACGACAACCGGCAUCCUCAACUCGACUACCACGCCGUGCGGACACUCGAAAUCGUGCGAUUGUUCGUGCAGCCCCAGUAUCGGCGUUGUGGACUCGCGGCCGAAUUGUUCUUAAAACUUUAUGAGAGAGCUGUCGAGGAGGAUGUCGAAUGUCUUUACCUGCAUUCGCAUCCGUUUUUGGACGGUGCGAUUAGGUUUUGGCAGAAGCGAGGAUUUGAGAUUGUUCUUGUGGAGGAUGAUCCGAAGUGGCAGACUACGCAUAUGGAGAUGACGCUGAAAAGGAGGGAGUGAAUAGAGGGGCACUACGUGGGUUUGUGGCAUGAGAUGGGAGAUUGGAGGACGAUCGACCUAGAACCGUGGGCGAUGCUUGGCCACGAAGAACUUCGCAAAAGCUGACUCAAUAUAUCGCGCAUAGUUGCAGGCAUUGAUCGCUCGAAUGAUUCAUCGAUGUACGCCGGGGAUGUCCGUGGGUUGAGAGUGGAAAUGAAAGUUGGGGACACGCCACUAGUUAGCACCAACAAGACUCUGGGCUGGCUAUCUCACUGUAAAUCUGAGGCUAUCUGCUGUGAGCAUAC